GCGAGGAGCAGCAAGCGAGAGGCUUCCUCUGCAAAACUCCUCGCUCCCAGCUGGGAGGUGACGGCAGCAGUGCCAGGGCUGCCGGGGCUGCCAGCCCGCUGCUCGGAGGCACUGGAGCAGCGCCUGGGCGGUCGCGAUAGACUGGACGGGGACCCGUGAACAUGUCCAGAUAGACCCAUGCUGAGUCACAGCUGGGAGGCCCCACAGCUUCCCCCUCCCCGCCUGCAGGCCCCAGCGCACACCCCAUCGCUCCUCCCUGCUUCAAAAGGAAGGAAAGGGCAAGCCCCAGCCCUCCGCGGGGCGCGAGCACAACCGAGGUGCUUGAACCGCCAGACCUCUGAAAGCCUGCCCUGGUGGAGCGCUGCAAAGAACGGAUCAACUCACCACAGCAGUGAGCAGCCUGCAGUCCCUCCCCACGCUGCCGGGAUGGAGAGUCGGCAGCACAACGCCACCAAGGAGCCGGAGAUCGAGCUGUUUGUGAAGGCUGGUCUGGAUGGAGAAAACAUCGGAAACUGCCCCUUCUGCCAGCGCCUCUUCAUGGUGCUGUGGCUCAAAGGGGUCAAGUUCAAUGUCACCACGGUGGAUAUGACCAGGAAACCUGAAGAGUUGAAAGAUUUGGCACCGGGCACCAAUCCACCCUUCUUGCUGUUCAACAGGGAGCUGAAAACAGACUUCAUUAAGAUCGAGGAGUUCCUGGAGCAGACCCUGGGCCCACCCACGUAUCCACACCUGAGCCCCAAGUACAAGGAGUCCUUUGACGUGGGGAGCGACAUCUUUGCCAAGUUCUCAGCAUACAUCAAGAACCCGCGCAAGGAAGCAAAUAUCAAUUUCGAGAAGGCCCUGCUGCGGGAGUUCCAGCGGUUGGACGUCUACCUAAACACUCCUCUCCCCGAGGAGAUUGACCAGGACAGCAUGGAGGACAUCACCGUCUCCAAGAGGAAAUUCCUGGAUGGAGACCACCUGACAUUGGCUGAUUGCAACCUUCUGCCCAAACUGCAUAUCAUCAAGAUUGCAGCCAAAAAGUACCGCGACUUUGAAAUCCCAGCGGACAUGAUGGGUGUCUGGCGCUACCUCAACAACGCCUACGCUUGUGAUGAGUUCAGUCACACGUGUCCUGCAGACGAGGAGAUAGAGCACACCUACGCCAGCGUCGCCAGGAAGAUGACCUAACCCCACUGCGGGGUGUGCCAGCAGCACUGCCCCUGGCCGAGUCCCCCACCUCCACAGUCCUGACACAACCAGACCCUGGCUGAGGGAGGGACUGGAGGGGGUUUACGGCAUUGAUACUUCCCACCUUUCAGAAAUAGCACCUUGCUUCACAGCCUCCUGCAGCUCCCUCCUCCUCCUCCACUGGCUGGCUGCAGCCCCUGUGCACCAUCACUGUGUAUGGACCAGUCCCUGUGUUGCUGCAGUGGCAACUGCAUCCCUGCUCCCCAAAAAAGGAUCUCACGGCACCAUGGGAAAAGCUGUGUUAGCCUUCCCCAGAAUCACUUUGGUGAAAGAGGUGAGACCUCCCCAAACAGCUGGGCUAGCCCUGCCUCCCCAUCCACUGCUGGAGCUGCUUUGCUCUGCCAGCCCCAUGAGGUCCCAGCCAUCCCAUACGCUCAGGAAGAGGUGUCCGGGAUCCCAGUGGAUCACCUGGGCUGGAGCUGUUUGAAUUCGCCCAGUUGCUCUUUUGCAGAGCACCCUUCAGUCUGCAUUUGGGCAAGCCCUCUCUUCCACCAAGGCAUCCAGGCUCUAUCUGAAGACACCAAAAGUCUUUGCCCCUGGUAGUUCAUUGCAGUGACAAAUUGUUCUCAUUAUUAGAGAGUUGUAACGUGUGUCUAACUCCCCAUUAGGACAUGGGGGCAGGAAGAUGCUGGGCAUGAUGCCUGGUGUGAAAGUGCCAGGACCUGCUGUGGAAGGGAAGGAGGGGUGCAGGAACUCGUGAAGGGCUGAGGAUGGAGGGCCGAGGAUGAGGGCAUCCCUCCCAUGUGUGCCAGCACCCAGGGCCACAUUCUUCUGGCUGCAAGGUCCAGCCUGUCUCCUGCGAGCUAAGAAACCUCUCCCUGCCUUGCAGAACACUGCAGGAGAUGCAGCCAUGUGCUGCUCCAGCUCCACCGCCCCCUGCCCAGAUGCUUGACUGGGAGAUGGAAGCAUGGGUUAGGGAGUCUGUCUGGUUUCCACACCCCAGUACCAGACAGCCUGAGAGAGCAGGCAAAAACUGCUUUGCAUAGUGCUGUGUCUGUAAGAGAUACAUGGGUAGGUUUGGUGCUCCCUGGCUCAGUGUUGUGCUUUCCUGUCCAGUGUUGCUGAUGCAAGAGGAGUCAAAGCUGCUCUGCACAGCCACGACAUCCCAUCCUCCCCCAUCUGAUACCUUCAGCUCCCCCAAGAGUUCCUGCCAGUGGCUUUGAAUUCAGCCAGCCUUCCCCAGCCAGCCCCAUGGGCAAAAAAAAUACUGUACAGUGAGUGUGGGUGGGUCCUGCAGGGACACGGUGCCAGCAGACCCCUCUCCAGCCCUCACUGCCACUUCCCUCUUUGCACUAAAAGGUGUGUUCUCACAAGCCUGCCUCUGAUAGCACUGGGUUUGGGGACUGGGUUUUUUAUUAAUGGGUUUUGGUUUGUUUGGGUUUUUUAAACUAAGAACAGCAAUAAACUAUAUUUUAAUAUGC
Molecule: messenger RNA, 2651 nt
Organism: Athene cunicularia (burrowing owl)
Lineage: Eukaryota; Metazoa; Chordata; Aves; Strigiformes; Strigidae
Product: chloride intracellular channel protein 2-like
Exons: 6
Coding region: 178-1170 (330 amino acids)
Biological process (GO): negative regulation of ryanodine-sensitive calcium-release channel activity; chloride transmembrane transport
Molecular function (GO): chloride channel activity
Source: RefSeq, a predicted model, not a curated record